Molecule: messenger RNA, 671 nt
Organism: Mesocricetus auratus (golden hamster)
Lineage: Eukaryota; Metazoa; Chordata; Mammalia; Rodentia; Cricetidae
Product: enhancer of rudimentary homolog
Source: RefSeq, a predicted model, not a curated record
GGGAUGAUGAAAAUUUUUUGAGAUCUUUCUUAGCUAAAGAUUUUCCUUCUUUUAAGAAUUCUCGGUUGCAGCUGAGCUCGUGUGCUGUGGCGGCGGCGGUGUUAGCAGCGGCUGCAGCAAAGCGUUCGGCGCGAUGUCUCACACCUUUUUGCUGGUACAGCCUACCAAGAGGCCAGAAGGCAGGACUUGCGCUGACUAUGAGUCUGUGAAUGAAUGCAUGGAAGGUGUUUGUGAAAUGUAUGAAGGACACCUGAAGAGAGUGAAUCCCAGCAGCCCCUCUAUCACACAGGAUAUCAGUCAAUUGUUUGAUUUUAUUGACGAUCUGGCAGAUCUCAGCAGUCGAAACCGAGCUGAUACACACUACCAGCCUUAUAACAAAGACUGCAUCAAAGAUCAGAUCUACAUGCUCCUUCGUCGACAGGCCCAACAGGCUGGGAAGUAACCAAAUUGGAAGCAUCAGGGGCUGGGGGUCAGCUUGGAACAGGUGCACACAGCGUGCUGCAGUGAACAAAAUGUAUGAUAGUAAUCCUGUUUCCAUUUUGUUACUAGAGCCAAGACUGAAUGUAUGACAUGAAACGUGAAUGAUCUUUUUAUUCAGAAACCACCAUUUGCUCCCCCUUUGCUCCUUUUCUUUCUUUUUUUACUUAAACAUUUUUAUGAUAACUCAGAAA